AUGAUCUGCUCUGCACCACAUUCUGCUGUCGGAUUCCCCACCGAAACAGGCAUUGCGCUGAUAUAUGCCAGUAAGGAAGUUUUAGCAACAGACGAAAUCAGACCAGCCAAAGCAAGCAAGCCAGCACCGCGCAUAGAGGCAGAAAAAUGGGUAUUGAACAGCGCAUACCCAGAACAAACGGUCACUCUGGGGCCCGCCAUGUCCGACCUGACGCGCGCGGCGCUCAAGAAAUUACUGCACGACAGCAUGGACGUGUUCGCCUGGACACCGGCUGAUAUGGUUGGCGUUCCACGGCACAUAGCAGAACACCGUCUAAAUGUCUCAGAAGACGCAAAGCCGGUGGUGCACGCCAAACGCCACCUAGGCGACAUCAAACACGAUGCCAUGAAAGAACAAGUGCUAGAGUUGCUAAACGCAGGAAUCAUCAGGGAAGUCCGGUACCAAACAUGGGUAGCAAGCCCAGUAAUGGUAAAGAAGCCGAAUGGUAGUUGGAGAAUGUGUGUUGACUACAAAGAUCUGAACAAAGCAUGUCCCCGUGACUGCUACGCUUUACCAGACAUAGACGAGAAAAUAGAUUCUUUGGCAACAUUUCGGUGGAAAUGUUUUCUGGAUUGCUACAAGGGGUACCACCAGGUCCAAAUGGCCGUUCAGGACGAGGAUAAAACCGCAUUCCGCACACUAACGGGGCUGUACUGUUACACCAAAAUGCCGUUCGGUUUAAAGAAUGCAGGCGCAACAUACCAAAGACUGAUGAACGAAACAUUUAGUGACGCCAUUGGUAAGUACAUAGAAGUGUACAUGGACGAUCUGGUAAUCAUGAGCAAGGAAGAGAGCGCGAUGCUGGCAAAUAUCCAAAAGACCUUCAACACGCUGCGCAGCGUAAGUAUCAAACUGAACCCAGCAAAGUGCUCAUUCGGAAUGGAAGAAGGGAAGUUCUUGGGCUUUAUAGUCACAAAAGACGGCUUCAAGGUGAAUCCAGAGAAGGUCCAAGCCAUAGAAAGAAUGCCUUCGCCGUCAAACAUCAAAGACAUGCAGAAGCUAGCAGGACGAUUAGCAGCACUCAAUCGUUUUCUAGCUAACCAUGCCGCAAAAUCCUUCCCAUUCAUCAAGACCUUGCGCAACUGCAUGAAGAAAAGCCAGUUCCAAUGGACUCCAGAAGCAGAAAGCGCAUUCCGCGAGAUGAAAGACUGUCUCAUCAAGCUACCAACUUUAACCACACCAAACAAAGGAGAGCCUUUGGUACUUUACCUCUCAGCUUCCGAUAGGGCAGUCGGGGCCGUACUGCUCGUUGAUCGUCAAGGUGUCCAAACACCUGUAUAUUACGUAUCUCGAACCUUGACCGACCCAGAAACCAGAUACGCAAUCAUGGAGAAGCUUGUCCUUGCACUGAUCCACGCGUCAAGAAGGCUGCGCAGAUAUUUCGCUAAUCACGUCAUCCACGUGCUAACAAACUACAAUAUCGGAAAUAUCCUAGCAAGGCCAGAAAUAUCGGGAAGGUUGGCCAAAUGGGCAAUAGAGCUAGGGGGACACAAUGUGGUUUUCAGACCACGUCCAUCGAUCAAGGGCCAAGUCUUGGCAGAUUUUAUGACAGAAGUCCCAGACGACAAAGACAGAGAAUGUAAGGCGAUGGAGAAAGCUGAGAAAAAACAAACAGAAGAGCCAUGGCUACUGUACACAGAUGGCGCAUCUAACGAAGAUGGGGCAGGCGCAGGGCUAAGGCUAGUAAGCCCUGACAAACACGAGUUCACAUACGCCAUACGCCUAGACUUCAAGAGCACAAACAAUGAAGCGGAGUACGAAGCCUUUCUGGCCGGCUUGCGUUUGGCAAUCAAAAUGGGGGUCCGACACAUCGAAGCACAUGUAGACUCCAUGUUAGUAGCAGGCCAAAUCAACGGCCAGUAUGAAGCCAAGGGCGACAUAAUGGCACUCUAUCUCAACCAAGCGAAGACGUUGCUACAAACUUUCUAUUCCUACAAGGUGCAUCACAUAAACCGCAGCGAAAACAAGCCGGCAGAUGCUUUAAGCAAGCUUGCGUCGACAAGUUUCCAGCACCUAGCAAAAGAUGUGCGCAUAGAAGUUUUGAGCAACCCAUCUGUUCCACUCAGAGAAGUAAGCGUCAUCCAAACAGGAACCACGUCCUGGAUGACACCCAUAAUCAUGUACUUACAGUCCGGGAUACUUCCAGAAAACAAAGCUGAGGCGCAAAAGAUCCAAUACAAAUCAGAACAUUAUCAGAUGGCAGACGGGAUACUGUAUCGGAAGUCAUAUCUCGGCCCGCUGCUAAGAUGUGUUGACGCCGACGACGCGAAUUAUCUAAUCCGGGAAGUGCAUCAAGGCAUUUGUGGUAUCCAUGCCGGGCCGCGAAUGGUAGUGGCAAAAGUAAUGAAUGCCGGAUACUACUGGCCCGGGAUGCAUCUUGACGCCGUGAAAGAAUUGAGAAAAUGCAGUGGCUGCCAGAGGCACGCGCCAAAGACCAUGCGCCCCAAGAACGAACUGGUGCCAGUAACGACCGCAUGGCCUUUUCAACAAUGGGGCAUAGACAUGGUAGGCCCUUUCCCAGAGGCUCCAGGAGCAGUCAAGUUUAUAAUAGUCGCGGUUGAUUACUUCACCAAGUGGGUAGAAGCAAAGGCCCUCGCAUCAACCACAUCGGCAGUCGUUAAACGAUUCAUAUGGGAGCAAAUCAUAUGCCGGUUCGGCUUACCCCUCAGAAUCAUCACCGACAACGGAACAAACUUUGCAGCAGAUGAUCUCGAACGAUGGUUCAAAGAACUGAACAUCGAACAUACCUUCUCUUCGGUUGCUCACCCGCAAGGGAACGGUCAAGUCGAAGCAGUCAACAAGAGCAUCGUCGAUGGCAUAAAGGCAAGGCUCGGUGAAAAACGACGAGGAUGGGUCGAUGAACUACCCAGCAUACUAUGGGCCCAUAGAACAAUGCCAAAAACAAGCAAUGGCGAAACGCCUUUCAGCUUGAAAAACCGGGGAAACUGGCUCCCAAAUGGGAAGGCUCAUACAUCAUUGACGAAGUACUCGGCAAGGGAGCAUACAAAUUGCGCACCAUGA
Helianthus annuus (common sunflower) is the source of this 3060-nucleotide messenger RNA. RefSeq lists its product as uncharacterized. The record is from RefSeq and is a predicted model, not a curated record. The transcript has 2 exons. Lineage: Eukaryota; Viridiplantae; Streptophyta; Magnoliopsida; Asterales; Asteraceae. Gene Ontology annotation, biological process: DNA integration. Gene Ontology annotation, molecular function: nucleic acid binding; RNA-DNA hybrid ribonuclease activity. The coding region runs from base 1 to 3060 and encodes 1019 amino acids.